UCGGAGGGAGCAGCGGUGCAGGACAGUCGAGUGGAGCAGAGAGGAGAGGAGCAGUGCGGGAGAAGACGGUGUCAGCCAUCCGUCAGCCAACUGGAGGAACCCCACACUCACAAACCCCUUAUGGCUGCUUGAGAGAUAACGAUACACCCCCCCUCCCCCUUUCUCUCUCUUUCUCUGGGACUUUUUUGGACUUUUCUUUUUAAAGUUGUUGUCCAAGAAGUUGCUGCGCGUCAAAGUAGUUGAAAGUUGAGAAAAAAGUGAAUCCACUUGCCGUGGACGUCUCUGGCGGUCAUGGAUACCCAUAUAAGAUGGAAAGUUAAACGGAGGUUAAGGGACGCCCAGAUCACUUUAGCGGUGAUUCUGCUUUUUGUCACAUCGCAAGCAAGUUCAGCGGAACCAGCAGACCUCUUGAAGAUUUUAGAUUUUCACAGUUUACCCGAGGGUGUUACAAAAACAACGGGUCUCUGCUCACAUAGGAGGUCAUCACAAGGCCCCGAUGUGGCUUACAGAGUAUCCAGAGAUGCCCAGCUCAGCGCCCCGACCAAACAGCUGUAUCCAGGUGAUGUGUUCCCAGAGGACUUUUCCAUCUUGGCCACGGUGAAGCCCAGGAAGGGCAGCCAGUCCUUCCUGUUGUCUGUGUACAACGAGCAAGGCAUCCAGCAGCUCGGACUGGAAGUGGGACGCUCCCCAGUGUUCCUGUACGAGGACCACACAGGCAAACCCAGCCCCGAGGACUACCCCCUCUUCAGAGGAGUCAAUCUAGCUGAUGGAAAGUGGCAUCGAGUGGCCAUCAGUGUGCACAAGCAGACCAUCACUCUCAUUCUGGACUGUAAAAAGAAGACCACCCAGAAGCUGCUCCGUAGCCCCAACCCCAUCAUCGAUACCAAAGGAAUUAUAGUGUUUGGAACUAGAAUACUUGAUGAAGAAGUCUUCGAGGGAGACAUCCAGCAACUGAUGAUUGUAGCAGACCAUCGUGCUGCCUAUGACUACUGUGAGCACUACAGCCCCGACUGCGAAGUGCCAGUGCCCGAUCAGCCUCAGGCCCAGGACCCCAACACAGAUGAUGAUAAAACAGAGGAGGACCACUAUUAUUAUGAAUACCCUUACUAUGAGGACGUGGAUGGCAAGCCUUAUGAAUCAGUCGGCAACACUGAAGUCAAGGUGAAAGAAACAGAUGGAGACACAGUGGAGACCACAGUGGAGGAGGUUCUGAGGGGUGGCACUGGUGGUGGCAUCGACCGCAAUGUCCUGACUGCCAUCUCCACAAGUUCAUCCUCUGGCUCGUCCUCUGGCUCGUCCACCGGCUCGUCCACCGGCUCGUCCACCGGCUCGUCCUCCAGCUCGUCCUCCAGCUCGUCCAGCACUGCUGCCGGGGGAGGGGACGCCUAUGGAGUGGACAACAGCCCUUACGACAGCUAUGACAACUAUGACGGCUACGAUUCCUACUACGACGAGUCCACAGCAGCCCCGGAUGGUGACAAGACCCGACGUGUCACAAUCUCCAGCGUCGGAACCGGGGGUGAUCUGGAUCUGGGUGCAGCGGGGAAGAUCGACUUGGGCACAGGUGGUGCAAUCGAAAGGAGCGUGAGCACCAGGGGAUCGGGAGGCACAACGACCAUCAUCAAUCGAACCUCAGUGGGAACAACCUACGAUGACUAUGGCGAGGGAUAUGAAUAUAAUGUGGACGACCAUUACAGCACUGGUGGAGGUGGCAGCAGCAGCAGCAGUACAGUGCUCAUCGAUGGCGGUGGAAGCAGCAGCAGCAGCACUGUAAAUGUCGGCGGUGGAGGAGGAGGAAGCAGCAGCAGCAGCAGCACUCAGCAGCAGCAGCACUGUAAAUGUCGGCGGUGGAGGAGGAGGAAGCAGCAGCAGCAGCAGCACUGUACAAGAGGAUCUUCUGCUGCUGGAGGUGGAUCGGCCAGCGCGGGCACUGGAGCUGGGGGGUCCAUCGCCACCGGAAUAGACCUUGGCGUGGAGGGUGAUGGCGACUACACCGACCUGGAUGGGUUCAAGGAGGAGCACAUCACCGACUAUAGCGAUUUAGAAAACUAUAACGACUAUGACGAGCUGGAUUACGACAAAGAGCGCAAGCCACUGCCUGCUGAGACCGAUGAGUAUUAUGGACAGGUCGACGGAGCUCGUGGCGAGAAGGGACAGAAGGGAGAGCCUGCUGUUAUUGAGCCUGUGAGUAGUCACUGUUUGAACAACAUAGUUGGGCAGCAGAUGUAG
Paralichthys olivaceus (Japanese flounder) is the source of this 2229-nucleotide messenger RNA. Lineage: Eukaryota; Metazoa; Chordata; Actinopteri; Pleuronectiformes; Paralichthyidae. The record is from RefSeq and is a predicted model, not a curated record.